Suillus clintonianus is the source of this 1977-nucleotide messenger RNA. RefSeq lists its product as uncharacterized. The coding region runs from base 138 to 1853 and encodes 571 amino acids. Gene Ontology annotation, molecular function: protein binding; zinc ion binding; histone methyltransferase activity. The record is from RefSeq and is a predicted model, not a curated record. Gene Ontology annotation, cellular component: nucleus. NCBI's taxonomy places the organism in Eukaryota, Fungi, Basidiomycota, Agaricomycetes, Boletales, Suillaceae. The transcript is spliced from 12 exons.
GCGUGACGCGUGGAUUAAGCGGUCACAUGAUCAUAUUGUCAUUUGGAGAACAACGCGUUAAACGUUUGCUUCCGCCACUGGCCCACCGUCAUUCAUUACGAGUAAUAUUUUCCUCAACGUUGUCGUGAAUUCGGUGCAUGACGGACUUGUGGAGACGGUCUCCCUCUCCAGAAGAAAGCUGGAGCGACGCGGAAGGUGGGAAUGAGAAUGGAGAGUGGCCAAUCAAGGGGAUCGUAGGUGAGGAGGUUGAUCCUGAUGGCACUUUAAGAUAUGAAGUGAGAUGGGGAAACUGGUCGCGAAAGGAUGGCACAAACACGACCUGGCAACCCGAUAUAACUGAUCGUGGUGAUUUGGUCAAUCGCUGGAAAAGAACGCAGCGCCUCAAGCGUAAUUCACUUGCCCAGGACAGUCUAGACAUGGAAGUGUCCUGGCCAGAUGACGCAGUGCAUAAGCGUUUUACCUUCCUGCGCGCGCAAGCAUACGAGGAGAAGAAACGCAAACGGCCUGAUAAUCCCUCAGCAGCAGAUUGGGACAAAGAGAUAGAACUUGCAUGCAGGCGCACAGAUGAGCCCGACGCCGAAGACGAUAAUGCGGCGUCUCGCCUGCGUGUUCGCCGAGGUACCCCACGUUCAACCCCGUCGUCUGAUGUACCACGUUCGUCCUCGGUCAAACGCACUCGUGGAUCGACUCCUUCGAACCCCCUAUCUUUAUCUAAAAGACCUUCCGUAGGGGAUGACGCUUUUCGCUCUUUGAUGUCCAAUUUGUCUACAAGCUCAGUGGAGUCUCCCAGGAGUAUAUCCAAAGAUGUCGCAGAAGGUUCCAAGCAUAUUACCACAAGCCGCUCUGUCAAAUCUGGUCGGGCCAGCACUUCAGCGGGGUUACCGAAACCCACACCGUCAGAUAUGAAGGGCAAUGUUAUAUUCGUCCGCCCUGUGAAGCCUUUGCGCGGGCGAGCGCUCUUACAGAGUAACUGGAACCAAGCAGCACAGGAGACUGGUGCUGCAGAUAUACGCAUCUCCAACGAGAUCGUAGAUGGCGACAUUGAGCAGCAUCUGCACAAAUUCAAAUACAUAGAGAGAAAAUAUAAUUUUGGUAAUGCUAAACUCCAGUCAACCUUUAAUGUGGAUCCAGGGGCUUUCCUUGCAUGUAGAUGCAAACCGUGUCAAAGAGCAUCUCAAUGCGACUGUCAGACGGGAUCAGAUAUCACGAAUGAGAGAGGGCAAAAGUUAUACGCCUAUAGCGGGGGACUUUACACGUUUCGUAUCCCGCAAGGAACUGAAGUGAUUGAGUGUAACAAGUACUGUAGAUGUAGUCCAACGUGCUGUAAUCGCGUUGCUCAGAAGCCUCGUGAUGUUCCAAUCGAGAUUUUCAAGACAAAGCAGUGCGGCUGGGGUGCUCGCUGCCUCGUCGCACUACCAAGAGGAAAGGUAUUGGGAUUAUAUAUAGGGACGUUGCUGCGUCGGGAAGACGUAGACAACCUUCCUCCAGAGCACAUUGGUUAUGUUUUCGAUCUUGAUGGCACAGAGAUCCGUGGUCAGCACAAUGCAGGAGAUAAAUAUUCGGUCGAUUCUUAUGAAUGCGGCAACUGGACUCGCUUUGUCAAUCACUCAUGCUCGCCCAGUAUGAAGGUCUAUUCGGUCGUCUUUGACACCAUUCGAGAGGUACACAUGCCUUAUGUGGCAUUCGUCGCUGCUCAAGAUAUACCUGCCGGAGAGGAGCUCACUAUUGAUUAUGAACCAAGCGCUGCCGAAGAAAUAGCUGAAGGCACUGGGAAGCGAAAGCGAAAGAUUUCACCCACCGCGCUUUUAUGCAAGUGUAGCUCCAAGCAAUGUAGAGGAUGGAUUAAGCAAUGAGAGUCGCUCCAAGGUUGUACACAUCAAUCAUUGUCGUCAACGAGAGAAUACAUGUAGCCAUCCCCCUCCCCCGCUGAAGUCUAGGAUCACUGGCUCUGUCGCCGACCUGUAUCUGGAAAGCCUU